Molecule: messenger RNA, 2081 nt
Organism: Vanessa tameamea
Lineage: Eukaryota; Metazoa; Arthropoda; Insecta; Lepidoptera; Nymphalidae
Gene: Frmd5
Product: FERM domain-containing protein 3
Exons: 11
Coding region: 237-1805 (522 amino acids)
Cellular component (GO): cytoskeleton
Molecular function (GO): cytoskeletal protein binding
Source: RefSeq, a predicted model, not a curated record
UUAUGCUUAUGUCUCUGUGGUAGAUUCCUGAUCUUGUGUCAAAUUUGACGAACUAUUAAGAAUUGAAAAUAGAAAGAAGGUGUAAAAUGUUUUUCCUUCUUAGAAAUUGCCUAUAAACCAAUUUUCAGCAUGUGGUUUCAAAAUUAUUCCUCAAGUUCAAAUACAAGCAAUCAGUAAAAUGAGUAGUAAAUAGGGCUUGUUCUAGUCAUUGAAUGAAAAAUACAUAAAUUUUCAGCAUGUUCAAAAGUCGUGGUGAUAGCAAUAUUGUUUAUAAAUGUACUGUACGAUUAUUAGAAGAUACUGAAAUAUUAGAAUGUGAAUUUCACCCAAGCUAUAAGGGUAAAUUUCUCUUAGAACAUGUUUGUCAACAAUUGAAUCUCACUGAGACGGACUAUUUUGGGUUACGAUAUGUAGAUGCUGGUGGUCAGAGGCAUUGGUUGCACUUGGCUAAAUUGAUAUUAAAACAAGUCAAAGAUGCCUCACCAAUCCUAUUCAGUUUUCGGGUGAAAUUUUAUCCACCAAAUCCAUUGCUAUUAAAGGAAGAUGUAACCAGGUUUCAGAUAUAUUUGCAGCUGAAGAGGGACCUUCUACAUGGUAGACUAUACUGCACAUCAAAUGAGGCUGCCAUGCUUGGUGCGCUUAUCAUACAGAUUGAAUUGGGUGAUUAUGAUCCCAAUAUACAUGUUGGCAAUUAUGUCACAGAAAUGAGGCUAUUGUUAAGACAAACAGAUGCUAUUGAAGCAAGAAUACAGGAGCUACACAGAGACCCAAUGGAAGGAACACCAGGCGGAACAGGUGGAGUCAAGGGCAUGUCCACGCAGGAAGCAGAGAGGACAUUCGUGAAGAUUGCAUGCCAACUAGAUACAUAUGGAGUUGAUCCACAUCCUGUUAAAGAUCACAGAGGCAAUCAAUUGUAUUUGGGAAUUAAUCACAGCGGUAUACUGACAUUUCAAGGUAGCCGGAAGACUCAUCAUUUCAAGUGGUCCGAAGUACAUAAAAUUAACUUUGAAGGUCGCAUGUUUAUCGUUCAUUUGAACUACCCUGAAAAAAAACAUACAGUUGGUUUCAAAUGUCCCAGCGGUGCAGCAUGCCGUCAUGUGUGGUGUUGUGCCAUAGAACAAAUGCUGUUUUUUACUCUUCCAUCAUCGUCUGACGCCUGUGUAUAUUCGGGAGGCGGUUUAUUUUCCUGGGGCACAAAGUUCAAAUAUUUUGGUAGAACCGAACGGGAAAUAUUAGAGAGGGACGGAUUACUUACACCGCGAGAUUCCCAGGAGGAGGGUUCCAGUUCGAGCGGCAAGAGGAAAGCGUCGAGCGUUCCCGCGACGCCCUCGACGCCGAUGACUGGAGAUUUCGGCUACAGCAGCCUGCCGCGCUCCACGCACAGCGCGCCGCUGGAGGAGAGCGGCGCGGCCGAGGGCGAGGCGUGCGACGGCGGCUGCCUGCUGAGCGGGCCGGCCGUGGACAUCGCGCUGGCGUGCUGCGACCACCUGCGCGACGAGCGGCCGCGCGCGCCGUGCGACGCCUACGAGCGCUCGUCCACCGAGUCGGCGGCGACGCAGGCGGCGGACGAGUGGCGCCCCCCCGCGCUGGCGCCGCCGCCGCGCCCCUUCAGCCUGCUGCGCGCCUUUGUGCCGUCCUUCGUGUUCGUGUGGCUGUCGCUGGCGCUGGCGGCGCUGCUGCUGUUCGAGACGGACUGGGCGCCGCUGCGCGCGCUGAAGCGCAAGCCGGAGCUCGUGUCGCUGCGCCACCACUACUACGCGCCGCUCAAGGACUACGUCAAGCGCAAGGUCGUGGAGCUGUUCUGAUCCUAGUCGCGAGCCGCUCGCCGUUAGCGUUCGUUUGGCAGUCGUCGUUCGUUUCGCAGUCGCACGCGUUCUUGUGAUAUUUUUGAAGUACCUGGAGACUUGUAUGACUUUUUUUGUAUUCAUUUUCCAUGUAUCCGCAUGUCUAAUUUUGCGAAGCUCUCGAAAUAUUUUUUUUAGUUAGUUGCACAGUAUGACAUUCGAAUUUGAGGUUUACUUAUUUACAGAUGUAUUUACUUUCGUACAAUUCUUUAUAACAUAUUGCAUUGAUUUAUUUUA